Phaedon cochleariae (mustard beetle) is the source of this 3165-nucleotide messenger RNA. Lineage: Eukaryota; Metazoa; Arthropoda; Insecta; Coleoptera; Chrysomelidae. The record is from the annotation of a GenBank genome assembly.
AACGAAGUAAACUAGAAAUCCCAAAGCUGGCUAAGUUCCAGUGCGGCAAAUAACUAUACAAACAAGAAAGAUUUCCGUUUGAAAGGUUUGAAAAUAUAAAAUUUCGAGCUAAGUCUAAUGAAUAAAGAAGAAUAAGAGGUAGAAAUGGCUGUGACUGUCACUAAUGUCAGUAAGGACAGUAAACAGUAAGUGCCAAUGCCAAAGCACAGUUCACGUCAUUGAGAUGGAACCAAUGGAGCCCAACUCCUGUGACACUUUUGUUGUCCUCCCCCCACUAACGAAACAUGGGAUAAUUUUUGGCAAAAACUCGGACAGAAAUGACAAUGAGGUCCAAGAAGUAGUUUAUAUACCCCCUAGUGAAUCUAGGGACUUUGUUAAGUGUACUUAUAUUGAAAUUGAAGGAGCAGGUCCUACAAAAGCUGUAAUACUGAGUAAACCCAACUGGAUGUGGGGGGCUGAAAUGGGAGCAAACGAAUGUGGGGUGGCCAUAGGAAAUGAAGCAAUAUGGACAAAUGAUAAUGAUGGUGAUCAUGAUCCUCAAGUGAAAAGAUUACUAGGAAUGGAUUUACUAAGAUUGGGUCUUGAAAGGAGUUCAUCAGCAACUGAAGCACUUGAAGUAAUAACUCAGUUAUUAGAAAAGUAUGGACAAGGUGGACCAUGUUCUAAUAUUGACUCCAGCUUAGUUUACCAUAAUUCAUUCAUAAUUUGUGAUCCAACAACUGCCUGGGUGUUAGAAACAUCUGGAAAACAUUGGGCAGCUGAACAAGUCAGCAGUGGGUAUAGAAAUAUAUCCAACUGCAUGUCUAUUACAACCAAAAUAGAUAGACAUUCCAAUGGUUUGCAGGAUUAUGCAAUAUCCAAAGGGUUUUGGGAUGGCCAGGGAGAAUUCAACUUUUCUGAAGCCUUCACUGGUAAUAAGCAACCAUAUGGAACUAGAUAUCAGUCUGGAAAGGAACUACUAGAAAAAUACACAUCCUCCAACAACUUUCGAGAAACUGACAUGUUCAAGAUUCUGAGAGACACUGACUCUGGUAUUUGCAUGACUUCAGGGUCCUGCUCUGGUCAUGCAACCCAAGGCAGCCAGGUAUCAGUACUGUCGUCAACCAGACCAAGUGUCCAUUGGGUCACAGCAACUCCAGAUCCAUCUAAGUCAGUCUUCAAACCAUUUGUUUUCACAAAGAACUCCCUGGUUUCAAAACACACCCAAUGUCCAACUCCUAAUGAGCCCCACACACUCUAUUCCCUACAUUCUGCAGCUCUCAAAAAAGGCAACGAAGUGCAAGAACUCUUGCGCAAUAUGGAAGAAGAAUGCGUGGAGGAAUUAGAAUCCGUUAUAGAACGAAUCGGAGAAGAUCUAACGGAGUUAGACGAACUACUCAAAGAUUGCGUUGAAACUGAAGUGAAAUUCUACCGCUAAAUAAUCUUUGCUUUGCAGCUUCUAAACCUUUUCGACUUGAAUUAUGAGUAUUACUGAGUGAUAGGCAUUCGAAUAUGUUGCUUGUUUAUUGUAAUAGCAUGUGAGGAGAUUCUCAAAAUGGAAACUUAUAUUGCAUGACCAUAUUAUUUCCGUUCGCUUAGGUUUCUUCUAGCCUCCGGUAUGACGUAAUGAGGUAUUGCAUGAUGGACACAUUUAUUUACUAACUUUAUAUAUUAUGUGUAUGGUAUUAGAUGUCAGAAGUUAGGGUGGAGUAAAACUUUUGUACUUGAUUUUUAGGGCAUUUUGCCCCACCAGAUGCCUAACUGUAUGCAGAAGUGGAGUCAUAUUAGGAUCAGGAUAUUGAGUGAUGGAAAGGAAUAUUGUAGUUUAUCAGUGUUGAUUUUAACAGAACAAAUGGUUUUUGAAUCAUGAAAGUUGAACUCAUUACAGAUGAAUGAGUGAUAGUGUAUAUGUCAUCCGUCAAAGUAUGAGCACGUUCUUAAUUACAGCAUUUAUAAUGCACACCCAUAUUGGAACAAUGUAAGGAUAUUGUGAACAACAUUACUCAGCUAUUUUGGUCUUGAAAAUUAAUAUAACGAAAUUGAGACAAUAUCUUCGGACCAAUAUCCGCAUAAUAUUCUAGACAAUUUUGGCCUCAAAAAAGUUAAUAUUGUUCAAUAUUUGUACAGUAUUGCAUAUAGCUCAGUCAAUGAACGGGUUGUAGCAGAACGUAGCGGACAGAAUUUUUGACACUAGGAAUGUGUUUGGAGUAGAUAGGAACAAACAAUAAUUCCAAAAGUCCCCUAACUUACAAGGUGACCGUGGCUACCUUUCCCUGUAUAAAAUCCACCUUUCAGCCCAGAGUGAGAGGAGCGCAUGUCACUGCUUCUUUUUCGCCAAUGAGCAGGAAUAUUGAAAUCCUAAUUAUAUCACUGAGGAAUUGCAAAGAUUUGACAAUCCAAGAUACCGACGAAGACUAUGUACGUAGGUAAGAAGGUAAGCCACUCCGGAGAUCGAACUGGUAAAGAUGAAUCCUGCACAUUUAGGACCUGUCAUAUAUCUUAUUCACUCUUGCUCAUGUUUCCCAGCACCAAGAAACAUUACUCGCUGUCAUGAACGGCUGUUUGAGAGUUCUUGCGCAUUGAGCAGAAGCGUUUUCAGGCGAGCGAGAUUUUUGGGUUGCUGAGAUAUGACCACUAGCGGUCUAAAUAGUAUUUAUGUCAGUGGUCUAAGAUUGCAAACGACUUGGUUGAGUUGUACCAAAAAUUAAUUACCCUGCUUCCAAAUGUGAUUUGGUUUCUAUGGCAAUAUUAUGACAUAUAUGAAAAUGAAGAAUUUGAAUUUGAAUGAAUUUUUCAUGGGUGUCAAAUCUUCCUCAAAUCUGCUGGAGUUGGGAACAAUGGAUUGAGCUCAUUUCAAAAAAAUAGUUUAAUAGAUUUACAUCUAUGUCUGCGGAAAAUUGCAAACAGUGGGUGAGAAAUCGCUGUAAUUAAAAACGUGUUCUACUUUAAUGGCGUAGUUGAUAAAUAAUCAACAAACAAAUAUAAAAAACAUCCUUUUUUGAAUCAGUGAAAUAUCAAAUCUCGUUUCAGAAUGAAAUCAAUUUCAAAUAUCUUCAUUGUGAUACAAAUCGCAUCAAAAACAGGUAUAUUGGUAAACUGUCAACAUUUUUCGUGAUAGAGGUACCUACUGAUAGUCUAUUCGACAGAUAUUCGCACAUUCCAUAGUAAUAAAGCAUGAGCUCAGCA